Messenger RNA from Rotaria sp. Silwood1, 840 nucleotides. NCBI's taxonomy places the organism in Eukaryota, Metazoa, Rotifera, Eurotatoria, Philodinida, Philodinidae. The record is from the annotation of a GenBank genome assembly.
AUGGCAUCAAAUCGAAAACGAAAACGUGUUCGAGCUGUUAAUAAUCAUGAAUUUGAAACAUUUAUUCGAACCCAUCUAGCCGAUGAUCUUGCGAAUGUAAUUAUUUUAACAAUUGGAAUUCGAUCGUAUACCGGAUUUUUAGAAUUUCAUGAUUUUAAUAAUGUUUUACUUGAUGUUUACGAUUCAAUGAAUGAAAAAGAUAAAUUAAAUUUAUUUCGAUAUCAUGAUGCAUCAUCAUCAUCUUCAUCAACACAUCAAGUUAAACCUGCUAUUCUACGAGAGUUAAAGAUCUUUCAAGAUGCAUGUCGGAAACAAAUAAACAACGAUAACAAUGAGUUUAUUUCAGAAAAUAGUAGUUCUACUCAAAAUGAAAAUGAUACAAAAAAACUUAAAAAAUCAAACACUUCUCAAUCGAUUAUAUUUCGUUCACGUUCGAAUGAUAUGGAAGAAAAUACAAAAAUAAAAUAUAGAGAAAAACCUAUUAAUAAAAAUAAUGAAGCAACAGAUUGGUCUUUUGACAAUGAAGAAGCAUCAGAUUAUGAUUUAAAAUCUCAUGAUUCAUCAAUUCCACAAGAUUUGAUUGUAAAAGAAGCAACACAUAUAUAUGUCACGACACAAAAGAUAAAUCAUUUUUUCGAGAAAAAUAUGCAAAUAAAGCCUCAAGAACAAACACAUCAAAUUUGGCAUAUUUAUUUACCUGAUUUUGAACUAGAUCAAAUUAAUGCUUAUCGUGUUGAUAGUUCAUUUAAUCCACAAAAUAGUGAUCGUUUUAAUGUAAGUAAACUCGUAAGUAAUCCAUAUGCACCAGCUAAUAGUACGACAUUAAAAUGGCCUGAUUGA